AUGAGCAGGGUGGCAGAAGAUAACCUGGAGGUCUUGCAGAUCUAUAAGCUCCUGCAAUAUGUACGAGCGAAGAACAAAUCCCACAUCAAAAAGAUGGUCCACAUGGGAGUUUACAACCUGAUAAAUCUCACUGAACCUGAACAGGGACACAGUGCUUUAAAUUUGGCCUGUGUAGCCAAUGAUGAAGAUAUGGUGCAGUUCCUUCUGUCUUUGGGAGCCCAUCCUGACAUACAAGACAUAAGGGGCUGUACCCCGGUGAUGCUGGCUGCACAGCUGGGCUAUGACAAUAUUGUGGCACUUUUGGCUGAACAUAAUGCAAAUAUGAUUCUGAAAGAUGAGGAGGGAAAAGGGGUGCUGUUCUACUGUAUCUCGCCAUCUGAAAAACACGCUAGCUGUCUGCAGAUAGCACUCAACUUCAAAGCAGAUGUCAAUGAUGUUUCAAACGCAGGGGAGCCCGUGUUUGUCUUCGCAUGUGAGAAUGCAAAGACCUGUGAAGAUCUGUGCUUAAGCAUUUUGGAAAGAGGAGCUAAUCUAAAUGCAGUAGAUGAGGUCACAGGUCACACUGCACUCAUGGAGGCAUCUAAGGCCGGUGCUGUGAAGCUUGUAAGAGCCAUUUUACAGAGAGGAGGGAAUCCUAAUAAUCGCAGUAAAGAAGGACUGUGUGCUGCCCAUUUCGCAGCAGAUGGCGGCUUCCUCGAGGUUUUAAUGGUGCUGUCAGCAUACUCUGCUGACUUAGGUGUCAGCACUAUCAGUGGUAACACACCUCUGCACUUUGCAGCUAGUGGUGGCUUCAAUGCGUGUUGUAGGUUUCUGGCUCAAAGAGGAUGUGACCCCAAACAAAAGAAUCUGGAUGGACAACUUCCAAGCCAAAUUGCCAAAAACCGUGGUCACAAGGCGGCUCUGAAGGAGCUUAAGAACGCAGAGCAAAUGUAUGUAAAGCUCUCUGAGCCUGAUGCUGUAAACCCAAAUGAACUAUGGGCAGUCACCCUUCACGAUUGGUCCUGUGAAAAGGAGGCAACCUUGCGCAGAGCCUUGGAAAUGGCAGAGGGUCUCGAUAAACCCCUUAAAAAUGUUCCUCGGGAGACGUUUGUUUCAUUGCUGCACGUUCAUCAAGCUCCAGUAAGUAACGAGAAUCUGCAAAAGAUCAUCACGGAGCAUGACGAAAACCGUGAGGGCAUCAUCAAUGUCAAUGAGUUUUUCAAAGGCCUCAAAUACCUCCAGAAGACCUUUGUCAUCUCAUCCUACGCCCCGAAGCAGAGCCAAAAGCAAGGCAAGAAGGAAAAGGGUGAAAUCAAGAAAAAGGGUGCUUUGCAGUUUCACGUAUGCACAACGCAACCUGAGGCGAUGUGUAGACAAAUGGAUGGUAGACGUCCUGCCUGCAUGAUUGAGAAGUACCAGCCAUUCACAGACAUCAGACGUUUCAGCCAUGCCCGACCACCUGUCCACCCUAUCGAGGAUGACUCUGCAUGGUAUAUCGAUGAGCCUGAAAAGAAAUAUAUCAACAUCCAUUCCUGUGUAAGAUGUGGAGAUCUAGAAUCUCUUAACCUGGCGUUCUUCCAAAAUCUGCCUGUUGAUGUCACAGACCAAUUUCAAAAGACCCCUCUCAUCACAGCCUGCAGCUGUGGCAACUACCAAAUAGCCAAACUACUCAUAGCACUGGGGGCCAAUGUCAAUGCAGUCGACCAGUUUCACCAGACGCCCCUCCAUUACGCUUGUUAUCAAGGAAAUGUAGACAUGAUCCGCAUGCUGGUGGAAUCUGGAGCGACGGUGGAUGCGGUAACAAAGAACGGUGAAACUCCACUCAUGAGAGCUAUUAAAAGCUGUAGAUUCAGCUGUGUGGAGUACCUCAUCAAAUCUGGAUCCAAUGUCAUGGCAAAAAACAAGAAAGAGCAAAAUUGUUUGGACAUUGCCAAAGAUAAUGGUUGUGAUAUAAUCAUUGACUUAGUCAGUGCCAAGUAUUGCAGUCUUGCCAAAAUCGAAGAAAAUAAGAAAGAAAAACAACCAAAACCAAAACCAGUUACCAAACCACCUGCUGUGCAAGAGAAGAUUGAUAUUCAGGUACCAGCACCAUCAGUUUUGGCUGCAGUGAAACUGGGCUUGAAAGAGAACAUCGUAGUCAAGAACCCAAAGUUCACUCUUAGACGUGCCACCAACAAACUGGACAUAAGCUUUGUCCCAAAAAACUUGUGGGGAAAACGGCUCACCAAUUAUUCCGAGCACAUUGAGAAGAAAGACGGAGUGCUUUUCCAAGGAGAUGACUCUCAAGAAUCUCAUACCCUUUAAUCAAGAACAUUAUAAAGCCAAAAGGCACGGAUGAAUGAAGGGGAAUAAAAGUUAAUCUGCCAGCACAAUAGCAUUUACUCACUUUCCAUUCAAACCUUUAGA
Paramisgurnus dabryanus is the source of this 2385-nucleotide messenger RNA. RefSeq names its product ankyrin repeat and EF-hand domain containing 1b (gene ankef1b). Lineage: Eukaryota; Metazoa; Chordata; Actinopteri; Cypriniformes; Cobitidae. Gene Ontology annotation, molecular function: calcium ion binding; protein binding. The record is from RefSeq and is a predicted model, not a curated record.